This is a messenger RNA of Alternaria incomplexa, 2010 nucleotides long. RefSeq lists its product as uncharacterized. The transcript has a single exon. Bases 1 to 2010 code for a protein of 669 amino acids. Lineage: Eukaryota; Fungi; Ascomycota; Dothideomycetes; Pleosporales; Pleosporaceae. The record is from RefSeq and is a predicted model, not a curated record.
AUGGCGGAUCCUCUCAGCAUCGCAGGAUCCGUGGUCGGCAUCACAGCAGCCGGCGUACAAGCCUCCGUAAAGCUUUACGCACUCGCCGACAAGGUCGCGACAGCAAGCCAAAGAGUCACAAGCAUCGCGGACGACAUUAGUAGCACAUGCGCUAUCCUCAACCAAGUGCGCGAACUCAUCAUACCUCAGCCUGAUGCGCAAGGCACCCUCAAGUCGGUCUUCAACUCCGUCGCUCUCAGCGAUAUUUCGCAUGCUCUUCGCCGCUGCAGGUCUUCCUUCACGGACAUCGAGGCUCUUUUGCGUCGCGCGUUCGAGCAAGUGGGAAAACGCUCCGCGCUGCGUUCAAACAUCAAACUUUCCCGGUUCGAACAAGCCAAAUGGCCGUUUUUGCAGCCACAAUUCGACGAGUUGCGCAACGAUCUUCGAGAUGCAAAAGGCAAUCUUGUUUUGAUGAUUGCUGUAGCGAGCCUUGCGCUUGCACAGCGAGAUGGACGGCAGCGACCGAUUCAUGAUGGGGAGCGACUCGAGCUUGGAUCUACCAUUGUGCAUCUGCAACGGGCGAGCACAGUCAAAACACAACCUCAACACUCUUCAAAGAUUCCUCGAAGGGAGGUGAAGGACUCGCAAAGUCUUUCUACCUCAGGUGUUGAUGCCGACAAGGGCAUGUCUUCCAAGCAAGCACCCAUGUUUGCGAUGGCGACUUUGGCAAAAGCCCUUCCGCCUGGCCCACCAGUAUCGGACGAGUUCCCGUCGCCUUCCAGUGAUAGAGAUAGAGGAAUCUCGUUACCCGGAACCGGUAUGAGUGUCGCAAAUGUGUCUCUGGCCUCCAUCGGUGAUACACAAGUUCGAGCGGCAGGACUUCCUCUCAGAUCGCACGCAUCUCUUGGACCAAGUGAGCCAGUCCGAGCCAGUUCACGUUCAAGUCCAGGAGGUAUAACAUUGUCACGAAGAGUAAUGAUCCCAGGUCCGAGUUCACCGGGGGAGUCCCACCCUUCAGAUGAACCUAUUCCCCAGAAAUCUACACCUUCUACCCCACCAUUCGAGUCGACGGCAGCAGCCCAGCAACAUGAGACGCAACCAGAGGCGACUCCCGCUGCAGGUAGUGACAAUGUAACCACCGCAGACAAUGACGAUGUAAUCUGCUUCUAUUCGGGAUUUGCAACCACUUUUCUUCAGGGACUUCAAACAGGUCACGGCGACUCACUCUUGUUAGAUGGGAUGGAGCUACCCCACGCCUCACUCGAGAAACUGGUCAAAAAAUACACCGACGAAGGCAACGAUCCACACAUCGCGAUGUCAGAGCUCACACGAGAGCAGCAGGCCAUGAUCAAAGAGACGAUUAAUGGAGACAAUUGGGAAAUAGCGUAUAUUCGCUUACAACGCAAUAUCAGUGUAUCCAGUGUAUUUGGUACAUUGAACGUUGAAACGCUUAAGUGGAUCUCCAGAAUGGAAAUGAAGGAACCCAAAAUGCCAUCGGUAAAUUCUCCGAGUGUGCUAGCCGCAGGAGGAUCUCAUACCUCAUCUCAACUGUCAUCGCCCGCAAAGUUUAUCCGUCCUGCUUCUUCGACUUCCGACCUCAAUCGCAUGCCUAGUACCCGGAGUGGCCAACAAACCGGUGGAAUACGCGUGAACAUAUCCAGAAGUGACUUAGUGUCUCCAGACUUCAAUAUGUACAACCAAAGAUCCUCCAAGCCCGGGAAAAAGCCUGUUACACCUGAAGCCACGCCAAUCCGUCGUUCAGAAACAGCAAUGCCAGAUGCGGACGACGAAUCCGACAACCAGCUCGAUUCACCGCCACAACACCCGCGCGAUGAAUCUGAGGAUGCGCUGGAGGAGCAAUUCUCCUAUGAGAAUCCCAAUCUUGAUAUGCAACUACCGGUAUUUGAUCUACCAACGGUCUCAAGUGGAUUGCAAUUCAUGCACGGAGAGCGAGACCUUCCUGAAGAACCUGCAGAGGAGGAUGGGGAAGACAUUGUGAAUGAGCUUCUUGCUCGGUGGACGACCUCAUGA